AUGGACUCACCUGGGUCUCAGGGUGUCCCACAAUUCUCCAGCUUCCGACCCCCCCCUACUUCUCCUCCGGCUGCCUCUACCGGCUCGGAACGUGAACACCGCCGGCGUCGCCCGGGCCAUCGUGAGCGCGCAGACCGGACCGAGUCCCCACGCUCUCGUCACCAUGGAAGGCGCUCAGUUGGUGACCGUGAAAAGGUGACUAGCAAAGAAAUUAAGGAGCACCAGAGUGGGGAAGAGUUUGCCGAUGCAAAAGCUGCAAACGAUGAAUCAAACAAAGGAUUUAUCGUCGACAGCCGCGGUGAUCGCGACAACACACGUUACGGCGUGGAUCGUUAUGAGGUCCCUGCGUACCAUCGCAAUGGCAAUGGCUUUGUACUAGGGCUCCCCGGCCAGCGCAUCGAUUACCAAACGCGAUAUGAUCAAGGUCCCCUUCUGCUUCUUCGCCCCGACUCAGGCUCCUCCGCAACCUCUGCAGCCAAGCCUCUCUCCGCCGAAACCCUGUCCGCUUUGUCCAUGAAUCUUCCCAUUCGCGUCCGGUCUGAUCUUCAUGCCAAACUUGCUGCUGAGACCAAAGAUCCACAAAAUUUCAUCUCAACAACAGUCCCAUCUCAAUCUGGCGUUGCAGCAACUGCUAACUUAGAUGAUGAACCACUGUCUUAUCGCUCUCUCCAAGUCCCGACUAAGAUAGAAGAAAAAAUCACUGAGAAGUUUGAUGCGGACACCUUCACUCGACUUGCUCUCGAAGCUGAGAUCUUGAAUCGCAAUGCCAAGUUGAACAGCGCAGUGGUACAACAACCUGAUAAUAUCCAAGCAUGGAUCCGCCUUGCUGAGCACCAGGAACUUACUAUCACUGGCGCUAGAUCCGGCGAUCGGACCUCCUGUCAAGAUGAUAUUCAAGUUGUGGCAAGAGCCAAGCUGUAUGUGUAUGAAAGAGCGAUCAAGGCUAACGCACAAAAUCCUGAACGCGACCAACUUCUGCUGGGCCGCAUGGAAGAGGGUGCGAAAGUUUGGGAUUCCGCAAAACUUGCAUUGGAAUGGGACGGAGUCCUCCGCCGCCACCCUGAGUUCAUCACUUUAUGGAUCGAGUAUCUUGACUACUGCCAGACUGACAGUCAGGAUUUCCACUUUGACAACUGCUUUAAGACCUAUGCCUACUGUUUGAAGAUCCAUUCACGUGUUGGCUUUGGGCCGCAGAAAACUAAUAUCAGAUCAUAUUUGCUGCUCCGUUUGACCCUGUUCCUUCGAGAAUCGGGCCACGUAGAGCUAUCUGUCGGUCUUUGGCAAGCAGUGCUCGAAUUUACAUGCUUCCGGCCAGCCCAUCUAAUCGGAAAGAAAGAAGAGGCCCUGGUGGAAUUCAAAAGAUUCUGGGCACCUGGGCACACUCGGAUUGGAGAGCCCGGUUGGCAAUCCUGGAACAGUGGAAAAAAUCGCCGAGCUUCUUUCAACGAGCCUGUUUACAAUUCCGAGGCAGAUAUCCGAGACUUGUUCCCAACCUGGGCAUCUGCAGAAAGAGAGCGGAUGUUCAAAAAUCGCAUGCCGUCACAUGCCUUCGAAUCCAAAGAGAACGACGCUUUCCGAGUCGUUCUUCUUGAAGAUUGCACGCAAAUCCUGCCGUACUUCUGGGACUUGGAGCAAAGCCUUGGCUCCCUGGUUGAUGGCUUCAUGUAUUUCUGCCAUUUGCCUCACUUGACUUUGCCUGCGAAUAUGCACACUAGCCGACUGUGGACUGGUGAUAAAUUCCUGCGAAAUGAAUAUAUGGAUGAUCCUCGAAACACAAUCGCGGACUGGAUCACUUUUCAAAAAUAUGCCGCCACCACAACCCGUCAGCCCUUCGCAUUCCCUCACCAUACCUUCAUUCACACCACUGAUACUCUUUUCGCCGACCCAAAGAUGUGGUUCUCUGCUCUGACUAAGUGGGCUGCCACCACCUCCCACGCUUCUUGUGUCAUCGAUUCCGACUUUGUACUCUUGACUCUUCAAUCUCUUGCCGAUGUCUUCAGAGACAGCCAACUGGCUGAAUACGCCAUUGCAGUAACUUUCGCGUGCAACAACGCUCUUGGAAUGAAAUACGGUAAGCGACUCUUAAAAGAGCGAUCAUCAAAUUUAAGACUUUACAAUGCCGUUGCGCUCAUGUAUUGGCGGACUGGCGAUCUUGAUAUUGCUCACAAUGUGUGGUCCACUGCUUUGUCUAUGAGCCAGAAUUUCGGCGCUUCCGAGCUCACUGACUCUGCACUCCUGUGGAACUCGUGGAUCUGGGAAAUGCUUCAUGCUGGGCAAAAGAAUCGAGCAUCAUACCUGUUGCAGGCCAUGCCUUUCAAUCGAGUCCACUUGCUGUCAUACGACACAGCUGAGGGGAUUGAAAUCAACGAAACCACCUUUCUCAGGCUCAAGAAGGCAAGCUUUCAUCCGUUAAUCUCAGUGAGCGCGAUGCUAACCCAUUCACAGUGCUUGUUUGCCGCUCAGAAGAAUGCCUUGAAGUUCAAGAAAAUGCAAGCAUACGCAGCGUACGCCGACUGUUACGCUAUUGCCCUCUAUCUCAUGGGUGAGCAGCUUGAAGAAGUCUUUGAGGUCUACAAUGAUGCCGUCACUUCCCUACGAGUCCUGCCCAGGACCGAUGAUGAUUUCAGGGUGUUUGGAGGAGAGUUGCUACACCAAUCCCGAGCUCGGAUCCUGCACCAUUAUGUGGAGAAGCAAAGUGGCCAGUUCAGACCUGCCGAUGUUCGCGCGCUGCUACUGGACAGCCUAGAAUGGUGGCCUCACAACACCCUAUUCUUAUCGCUGUUCAAAUGGAACGAGGCUCGGAUGCACAUGAGCGAUCGAACCCGCGACAUCUUCGACGUCACCAUCGGGGCGAAGGCCAGGGCCGCGCGGGAUCUGCAAGGACCUGCCCCGAUCUACCGUGUGCCCGUCACAACUCACCUUUUCAGCAUCUACGCUGAGAUGGGCCGCCCUAUCAUGCUCGGCUCGACCCCGCACUCCAUUCGCGCGGCCUUUGAGCGAGCGAUCCGGGAUGAUGGCAUCGUUCCGAUCGGGCGGACCCCGAUCCGGAAGAGUCCCUUCGAGCUGGCAAGCUCGACCUCCGCGCAAAGCAGCCUCACUAUUUGGAGGCUGUACAUCCUCUACGAAUUGUACGCGGAGUACAACGUCGGCCGCGCCCGUGAGAUCUACUUCCGGGCCCUGCGCUCCUGUCCCUGGUCGAAGGAGCUGUACCUGCUCGCCUUCGAGCACCUGCGGGCGGAUCUGACCAACCGCCUGCCCCCCUGCCGCCCCAACCGGCAGGGGGGGGUCAACCCCUCGGGCUUCGACCCUGCAGAGCUUCAAGCUCUGUAUUCAGAGAUGCUGCGCCGUGGACUUCGGGUCCACUGUCAUGUGGAGAGCUCUUGGGUCGAGUAG
Messenger RNA from Penicillium digitatum Pd1, 3393 nucleotides. The record is from RefSeq and is a predicted model, not a curated record. NCBI's taxonomy places the organism in Eukaryota, Fungi, Ascomycota, Eurotiomycetes, Eurotiales, Aspergillaceae.